AUGUCCAUCGAACGAGAAAAUCAGAUCCAUCCGAUUGUCACGGAGUCCACACUCUCGAAUCUCUACAGCCUCACAUCUUCGCUUUUCGGCGUCACGGCCGGUAUCCUCGGCCUCGAAUCUUACAACGGCUUCCUCCUCUACCUCGUCCUCUCCGUCAUCACGACUAUUUUCGUCUACGUCGUCAAAGUACUACCCGAGUCGUUAUCCGAAGGGCGGUCGAUCGGGGACACGGAGCGUUUCUUCAAAGGCGCUUUGCAGUUUUGGAGCGGUGGAUUGGCGAGCGGCAUGCCGGGGUUUGUGCUGACGUGGACGCUGUUCUACGGCCUUGUACGGGUAUGA
This is a messenger RNA of Emericellopsis atlantica, 339 nucleotides long. Its product is annotated as Rab5-interacting protein family. The transcript is spliced from 2 exons. Gene Ontology annotation, biological process: autophagosome assembly; protein folding in endoplasmic reticulum. Gene Ontology annotation, cellular component: endoplasmic reticulum; membrane; EMC complex. The record is from RefSeq and is a predicted model, not a curated record. Bases 1 to 339 code for a protein of 112 amino acids. Lineage: Eukaryota; Fungi; Ascomycota; Sordariomycetes; Hypocreales; Bionectriaceae.